CAACUCCCUAGCACCACUAUAUAUGGCCAUCACCAUGGCAGCCCAGAAUGGAAACACUAGUUUUGCACCCAACUUCAAUUCACCCCAAGACCAUGCCUCCUCCCUUCCCUUCAACUUCAGUUAUGGUGAUUAUGACCUCCCUCUGGAUGAGGAUGAAGACAUGACCAAGACCAGGACUUUCUUCGCAGCCAAGAUUGUCAUUGGCAUGGCACUGGCAGGCAUCAUGCUGGUCUGUGGUGUUGGCAACUUUGUCUUUAUUGCCGCCCUUGCCCGCUAUAAGAAGCUACGCAACCUCACUAACCUGCUCAUUGCUAACCUGGCCAUCUCCGACUUCCUGGUGGCCAUCGUCUGCUGCCCCUUUGAGAUGGACUACUAUGUGGUGCGCCAGCUCUCCUGGGAGCAUGGCCACGUGCUCUGUGCCUCGGUCAACUACCUGCGCACUGUCUCACUCUACGUCUCCACCAAUGCCCUGCUGGCCAUCGCCAUUGACAGGUAUCUCGCUAUCGUUCACCCCUUGAAACCACGGAUGAAUUAUCAGACAGCCUCCUUUUUGAUUGCAUUAGUCUGGAUGGUAUCCAUUCUCAUUGCCAUCCCAUCAGCCUAUUUUGCAACAGAAACUGUCCUGUUUAUUGUCAAAAGUCAGGAAAAGAUCUUCUGUGGCCAGAUCUGGCCCGUAGACCAGCAGCUCUACUAUAAGUCCUAUUUCCUCUUCAUCUUUGGUAUUGAGUUUGUGGGUCCUGUUAUCACCAUGACCCUGUGCUACGCUAGGAUCUCCCGGGAGCUUUGGUUCAAGACAGUCCCUGGCUUCCAGACAGAACAGAUCCGGAAGCGGCUGCGCUGCCGCAGGAAGACAGUCCUGGUACUCAUGUGCAUCCUCACUGCCUACGUACUGUGCUGGGCACCCUUCUAUGGCUUCACUAUUGUGCGUGACUUCUUCCCCACUGUGUUUGUGAAGGAGAAGCACUACCUCACAGCUUUCUAUGUUGUUGAGUGCAUUGCCAUGAGCAAUAGCAUGAUCAACACUGUGUGCUUUGUGACCGUCAAGAAUAACACCAUGAAGUACUUCAAGAAGAUGAUGUUACUCCACUGGCGUCCCACCCACAAUGGGAGCAAGUCCAGUGCUGACCUUGACCUCAAAACCAGUGUCAUGCCUGCCACUGAAGAGGUGGACUGUAUAAGGCUGAAGUGACUUGCCAGCAUUUCACAAUUGAAAACCCAAAAGCACCACAUACCAUCAAUCA
This is a messenger RNA of Orycteropus afer afer, 1241 nucleotides long. RefSeq names its product prokineticin receptor 2 (gene PROKR2). NCBI's taxonomy places the organism in Eukaryota, Metazoa, Chordata, Mammalia, Tubulidentata, Orycteropodidae. Gene Ontology annotation, cellular component: membrane. The record is from RefSeq and is a predicted model, not a curated record. Gene Ontology annotation, biological process: neuropeptide signaling pathway. Gene Ontology annotation, molecular function: neuropeptide Y receptor activity.